This is a messenger RNA of Serinus canaria (Common canary), 942 nucleotides long. Its product is annotated as serine/threonine-protein kinase pim-1-like. Gene Ontology annotation, molecular function: protein serine/threonine kinase activity; ATP binding. Lineage: Eukaryota; Metazoa; Chordata; Aves; Passeriformes; Fringillidae. The record is from RefSeq and is a predicted model, not a curated record. Gene Ontology annotation, biological process: protein autophosphorylation; negative regulation of apoptotic process. Gene Ontology annotation, cellular component: cytoplasm.
AUGUACGCGGCCGCCAGCCCCGAGCCUCCCGAGUCGCGUUCCAAAGAGCGAACGCCCGGGGAUGGCCGGCCCGGGGCGGGUGAGGGGCGCUCGGGGGCCGUUGCUGGCCCCGGGCCGAGCGCUGACAGCCGCGUCCCGCCCGCAGGGAAGGCGCAGGAGGCCCUGCAGGAGCGGUACCUGCUGGGUUCGCUGCUGGGGCGCGGCGGCUUCGGCAGCGUCUUCGCGGCCACGCGGCUCUCGGACGGCGCCCCGGUGGCCAUCAAACGCGUGCCGCGGGAUCACAUCCGGCACUGGGGCGAGCUGCCCGACGGCACCAGCUCGCCCCUGGAGAUCGUGCUGCUGGCCAAGGUGUCCUGUGGCUGUGCCAGUGUCAUUCAGCUCCUGGAGUGGCUUGAGCUGCUGCUGAUGCUGGAGCAUCGGGAGCCAUGCCAGAAGCUCUCGGGUUUCCUGGCAGAGUGGGGGUUCCUGCCGGAGGAGGAGGCACGGGAGCUGUUCCGCCAGGUGCUGGAGGCUGUGCAGCACUGCACCAGCUCCGGGGUCCUGCACGGGGACAUCAAGCCCGAGAACUUCCUGCUCGACCUGGCCAGCGGGCAGCUGAAACUCAACGACUUUGGCUGUGGCACCUUUCUCCAAGACACAGCCUACACCCAGUUUGCAGGAACCCUGUCCUACAGCCCACUAGAGUGGAUCCAGCACCAACACUACCAUGGCGAGGCAGCAAUGAUCUGGUUCCUGGGCCUCCUGCUGUGCCACCUGGUCAUGGGGAAGCACCCAUUCAGGAGGGGCCAGGAGGUCAUCUGGGGGCGGAUCUUGUUCCCACGAUGGCUCUCUCAAGAGCACCAGGAUAUCAUUAAGAGGUGUUUGUCCAUGCAACCCUCGGACAGGCUAUCCUUUGAAGAGCUUUUCUGUCAUCCUUGGGUGCUGGGUGUUCCUCUGCCCUAG